Molecule: messenger RNA, 2265 nt
Organism: Quercus robur (English oak)
Lineage: Eukaryota; Viridiplantae; Streptophyta; Magnoliopsida; Fagales; Fagaceae
Exons: 2
Coding region: 1-855 (284 amino acids)
Source: RefSeq, a predicted model, not a curated record
AUGUCUAAUGUGUCCAGUAAUCAGUCGGUUGUUCGUGACGGGUUGGAUUACGGGGAAGUAUAUCCGUCCGGUCAUAAAAAACAAGAUAGUCCUGGUGAUGAUAGGAGUCCGUCCUCCUCCUCCUCGUCCUUAACAUAUGAGGAUACGGAGGUGGUUGAACAAGACGAGGGCUUUGAUGACGGUGAGGAACAGAUUGUUAGAUCCGUCGUCGGUGCUGAUGGGCUCAGGGAGUUCGUCAUGCUACUAGAGUGGACGAUGAAUUACUUCUCGUCUGUUAUCAAAGAAAAGCACUUCAAAACAUUUAGGGAUAACUAUCAAAUUCCAGAUAAUAUUUCCAUCCGUCUACCCCAUAAAUCAGAGAGAUGUUAUUAUGAAGGGGUAGAGGGUGUCGGGGUAUAUGAGCAUAUGUUGAAGGCCGGACUCAGGUUCCCAUUGAGUUCGCUUCACCGUGAGCUCCUCCGAUAUUUGGGAUUAUCCAUGAACCAGAUUUCCCCUAAUGCCUGGAGGGUCUUCAUAGCAAUGGAGAUUCUGUACGGCGUAAUGUCCGACGGCGCCAAGAGGCUGACGGUUAGGGAGUUCCUUCAUUGCUACCGUCCAGAGGAAAUUGAUAGGUCUAGGGGAAUAUAUAGCUUUGUCCCCAGGAGUUCACUAUUGAAGGUCAUCUAUAACACGCCGGACUCAAAUAGGGAUUGGAAGAGCCGUUACUUCUUCCUAAAGGGUGACAGUUGGAUGUGUCGUCCAAGGGACACGGAUUACAUGCCCGUCGACACCACUUGGGGCAUAUUACACCCGUCUAGUAUGGACCGUCCUAAAAAUUUAAAUUUAUUUCAUUAUGUAUGUUUUAAAACAAUUUAACCGUCCUUCCUCCUUUGCAGUUAGACGACGCCCCCAAGUCGACAUUAAGGAGUUCGCCUUCCUUGAAAAAAUCUUCUCAAAGACCUAGCCGGAGGAAAGGACUUGGGCGAAGUUGGUGUCACUUAAGACCAUUCAUUGGUAUUGUGACGGACCAGAACCAACACCAGCUGCCGUCAAGUACGAGGAACAGAUUAGAAGGCGUAAGUCCGUCACCCUAUUCUUGAUAAGUUACGUAUCUUAUUUUGAUAACUAAUAUUCCCGUCCACGUUUCAGAAAUGGACGACGCCAAGAGGAGAGCUUUGAUUAGAUCCAAAGCCGCAAAGAAGACCGGCGAUGUUGCUCCCCCUAUGAUGGGCCCAAGCAAUCCGUUCGUCAAGAGGAAAACGCAGCCCAAAGGGGAUCGUCAGGCCAAGAAGGCCAAAGUGUCCUUGGAACCCGUCGUGGGACUUAUGGCGGAGCCUCCGAAGACGGCCACUCCAAUCAAGCACAGGGUCGGCAAGGGCCUCAUGAAGGGGUCGUCGAAGGAUCAAGAGAAGCCGCCCGUCCUUCUUCGGGAGGAUUCUAAGCAUGCCUUAGAAUAGAUUUCCUCCAUCAUGUCGGCGGAGGAUUAUGAAGACCUAGGCAACCAUUCGACGGAGGCCAUGGGUGAGACGGGCCUUUUUGCUAUUACACAAGCAAUGGUCAUGAUGAAGGGGCUGAUGGGACAGUGCCUCAGCCAUGAGACGGCCCUGGAUCGUGUACGGGCGAAAGCGGAGCAGACGGAGGACGAGCUUAAUCAGUUGCGAAAUUGGAAACCCAAGAUGGAGAGGAAGCUUGAACUUUCAGAGAAGGUAAGGAAAAGUCUUGAACAGGUGACGGAAGAGGCAAAGAAGACUCUUGAGAGCAAGGUCAAGGAGAUAGAAGAACUGAAAAAUGAAGUCCGUCAGGCUAAGGACGUCGCGGUUCGUGAGUACCGUGACUCCGACGCCCUGAUUACUGAACUAGGUGACUCCUUCCAUCAAGGUUUCGUGGAUGCCAUCCGUCAGGUCAAGCAAGCUUAUCCGGAUUUGGACGUUUCAAAGUUCAAGGUCGAAGACCCAGCUCUGACAUCCGUCAUACCUGCUGCUUCAGAGGAUACAGAUGACCUCUUUGCUGAUGAUGAUGCCCUUGGUGACGGGGAGUCAGCACCAACAAAAGUUGCACAAGCUCAGCCUGAUACGGAAAUGGUCCCUCAAUUUGUCGUUAAUGAGGACAAAGUUUAGUAGCUAGAUUUUUUUAUUUAUUUUUUAUUAUUUUUAUUUUUUUUAUGUACUUGGAGAACAAUUUUCAUCCAUUGCUGAUGAUAUGUAAACAUUGCCUUUUAAGGGUCUAUUUUUUGUCGAAUGCAUCCGUUCACUCCAUUUUAUAUGCUGAAUGUUUUAAUUUUUUGAA